This is a messenger RNA of Daldinia decipiens, 1310 nucleotides long. Its product is annotated as solute carrier family 25 member 45. Gene Ontology annotation, molecular function: transmembrane transporter activity. Bases 215 to 1108 code for a protein of 297 amino acids. The record is from RefSeq and is a predicted model, not a curated record. Lineage: Eukaryota; Fungi; Ascomycota; Sordariomycetes; Xylariales; Hypoxylaceae. The transcript has a single exon. Gene Ontology annotation, biological process: transmembrane transport.
AUCUGACGUGAACUGUACUUCUCUUCUUUUACUUUUUCGAUAAGGACUUUCAACCUCUCAAGUCCCCAUGUCACUUUCCGUAUAUAUUAAGUUGUACAUAGCUAGGAGGUGACAAGAGUGAGACAAUAGGUUAUUGUUUCGAGGACUUAAAAUUUCAAAAUUCCGAUCUUUAUGAGAAACUAGCCGUGGUCUCAUAAGAUCAAGUGUUCUGGCUAUGUCCGCAGACUUCUGGGCCGGCUAUAUCAGCGGAGCUGUUGGUAUCCUAAUCGGAAAUCCCCUAGACCUUAUUAAGGUGCGGCUGCAAGCGCGCGAAGGCAUACCUAAUCAAACGGUCAUAUCAUAUGUCCGACAGUUCGAAAGCAAGUCGGCUCUAGUAGCCGGGACUGCUGCACCUGUGCUCGGCUAUGGCGCUCUAAACGCUCUCCUCUUCGUCUCGUAUAACCGCAGCGAAGCCGCUAUAAAUACUGCCUUGAGCUGCCAGUCAAACCUCUGGACUACGUGGUUCGCUGGUGCCGUUGGUGGCCUAGCAACCUGGGCCGUGAGCACCCCAACUGAGCUGAUCAAGUGCCGUGCUCAGUUGUCAUCGCCUCCAGCCUCGAGCUGGAGCAUCGCGAAGCAGGUAUUCAAGACCGAGGGUAUUAGGGGGUUAUACUUUGGUGGUGUUAUCACAGCGCUGAGGGAUAGUAUUGGGUAUGGAUUCUAUUUCUGGUCCUAUGAACUGAGUAGCAAGUGGGCCGAGUCCAACCGACAGAACGCCCCCGACUUCUCACAAGAUGCAGCAAAGGUCUUGCUUUGUGGCGGUCUAGCUGGCAUUGUCACCUGGGUUAGCAUAUUUCCUCUUGAUGUCAUUAAGACCAGGGUUCAAGCACAAGCUUCUGAUGCUACGAAAAUGCCUCUGCUUAACUCCCCUCUGUCAACCCAAAGGCGCCUAGGAGCGAUCGAAAUUGCCAGAGCCGCAUAUAAAGAAGAAGGCAUGCGAGUGCUCUUUAGAGGGUUAACCGUAUGCAGUGUUAGGGCCUUCAUUGUUAACGCGGUUCAAUGGGCCGUUUACGAAUGGAUCAUGCUUGAACUUGGCAAGGGAAGGCAUAAAAAGCUAGAGCCCAUCUAGACCAGUGGACUUGUCUGCUCAUGAUAUGGGGAUUAGGUUGAGUCUACGACAUUUUGAUGUCACGGCCGAAACGAGUAUAUCAAAGAUGGACGAAACUUGGAAGUCAAUAUAGCAAGUCAACUGUGACUAAUUGAAUUGCAGGUGACUACCUAAUUGCAGGGGAACUUAUUGGUCCGUUUGAAAUCAACGAGUGAACAAUAGU